Messenger RNA from Drosophila miranda, 986 nucleotides. RefSeq lists its product as uncharacterized. The coding region runs from base 236 to 901 and encodes 221 amino acids. Lineage: Eukaryota; Metazoa; Arthropoda; Insecta; Diptera; Drosophilidae. The transcript has 3 exons. The record is from RefSeq and is a predicted model, not a curated record.
AACCCAACCUCAAAUUUGGUUCGGACAAAAUUGGCCACAGCAACAACAAAUUUCGUUUUGGUGUAAGCAGCUGACGCAUUCCGAUUUGGUUAUCGGAACGUUGGCAAGUAAUAAAUUUUUGCGUAUAACAGCACAAAUGUGCAUGUAACAGCUCAGACUGUGCUUGUAACAUGCGCUUAACAGAACAUCUGGGUGAGCACAGCUGUUUCCCGCCCAAUUUAAUUCGGACUUCAAAAUGGGAAAGCAUAAAUCAUCUCUUCAAGAUGAAAUCCUGGUGGGUUUUAUGAAAGACAACCCGGACUUGGCAAAAGGAUUUGUGAAGGGCGACCGAGUUGUUGUCGAUGCCAAGUGGGCAGAGCUUUGCGGCGCUCUCAAUGCUGUUGGGCCGCCAAUCAAGGACGCAUUGGGUUGGAAAAAGGUUUGGGCAGAUUGGAAAACAAACAUCCGCAAGAAGAUGGCGAAAAACAAAUCAGAAACUCGAGCUACAGGUGGAGGGCCCUUCGCUCAGCAAUCGCUUGGGGAAUUGGAGGAGAUAGCUAUGUGGCCUCUACGAAAUGGUGGAAGGAGUAGGUGGGCCAGCGUAUGGACUUCCCCCCGUACGACCAAGGAGGCCGACACUGGGGUUAAGUGCGUGAUGGAAGACCCCAUUGAGGAGGAACCCUCAGAGAAGGACGAACCCUCAGAGAAGGAGGAGCCCAUGCCGAAGCGCCGUCGAACUAGACCAGCGCAGACCAUGGACCUCAACGAUCUCUGCGCUGCUCAGCUGGAUGAAAUGUCGGCAAUUUCCAAGAAAAUUUCGGAACAUUUCGAACGAAUGGAAUCGUUAGAGAAGGAGAAGCUCGAGGUCCAAAAGGCGCUUGUAGACAAAUUUAGCCAAAUUUUGGACAAAUUUGCGAAAUAAUUAGUUUCCUAUUAGUUUUUUUGUGAAACUUAGCUUUAUUAGUUAUAAAGAAUAUCGAAUGACAUAAAGAAGAAAACAUGAAAAA